This is a messenger RNA of Gossypium arboreum, 2193 nucleotides long. RefSeq names its product NAC transcription factor 29. Gene Ontology annotation, biological process: regulation of DNA-templated transcription. The record is from RefSeq and is a predicted model, not a curated record. Bases 244 to 1089 code for a protein of 281 amino acids. Gene Ontology annotation, molecular function: DNA binding. NCBI's taxonomy places the organism in Eukaryota, Viridiplantae, Streptophyta, Magnoliopsida, Malvales, Malvaceae. The transcript is spliced from 3 exons.
AGUCAAGUCAUCAGCCAAUCACACAUUUCAUUUCAGACCCCCAGUCUAAUAACGACAAAAAUCCUUCAAAGUUAAAAGCCUUAGCCUUCUCUUUGUAAACAUUUCAAACACCCUUCUUUCCCUCUGCCUUUCCCUCCUCCCUAGUAUCCUUAUCCAUUUAUUUUAGCUUUAAUUAACUUAAUACAUUCCUCCUUUUUUUCUCUCCCAUUAACUUGAUUUCUUGUUUGGAUUAGAAGGAACUAAAUGGAAAGAAACACCAGUUCCAAGUCUGACCUUCCUCCUGGUUUCAGAUUCCACCCUACAGAUGAAGAAUUAAUCAUGUUUUACCUCAAAAACCAGGCCAAAUCAAAGCCAUGCCCUGUUUCAAUAAUCCCAGAAGUUGAUAUUUACAAAUUUGAUCCAUGGCAACUGCCUGACAAAGCAGAGUUCGGUGAAAAUGAAUGGUAUUUUUUCAGCCCUCGAGAUCGAAAGUACCCGAAUGGGGUUCGUCCGAAUAGGGCCACUGUUUCAGGGUACUGGAAGGCUACUGGUACGGAUAAAGCUAUACACAGUGGUUCUAAAUACGUUGGGGUGAAGAAAGCUCUUGUUUUCUACAAUGGCAGACCACCAAAGGGUGUCAAAACUAAUUGGAUUAUGCAUGAAUAUAGAUUAAGCGAUUCGCAUAAACAAAUCAAGAAACAUAAUGGAUCCAUGAGAUUGGAUGAUUGGGUACUGUGUAGGAUUUACAAGAAGAAGAAUUCAGCUGAGAAAAUUUUGGAUCACAAAGUUGAAGAAUCAAAUACCCAAAUUGAUAGGGUAGGGUAUUCAAAUGAUGAUAGUGAAAGUCAAGAAUUAUUGAAAUUCCCAAAAACAGGCUCAUAUUCUCGUUUGUUGGAGUUGGAUUACAUGGGUCCAGUUUCCCAUCUUUUAAAUGAAAAUACAUACAUUUCGAGCUUUGAUUUCCCUAACACCAUAGCUAAUAUAGGAAUUGAAGAUGUUGAGAAGCUACAGCUUGGGGACAUACCUUACAAUUACAGUACUGAGUCAGGGAAUUUUCAAGUGAAUCAGAAUGGGAUCUUAAUGAAUCCCAUGGUUUAUCAAUUUCAGUAAUAUUGGUUCAUUACAUUAGUUUUUCACCUUCGCCAAAUAUUGGAUUGUCUAUAAAUGUAAAAAAAUGGAUCACCUUUAUCCGUUCAAAAAAAUUGUGAAAAAACUACUGUUUCAUGAUACAUUAUACAUUUAGAUGGUUUUAACUUCUUUUAUUUGCAUCCAUCUCUUUCAAGAACUAUAAAUAUGAAGGCUUUAAUUUCGCAAAAGAUAAGAAAAAAAAAAAAAAAAAAAGAGAAGACAACCUAAAGACUUUUGUCUUAAAUUCAACCUAAAGACUUCAAGAAAUAUUCCUAGCAUAUGCUAAUGAAAAUACAAUAAUCCAUUUGUUAUUUGCUUCUUAUUUAUCCUAAAUAAGCUCUCCUACCCCCCCCCCCAAAAAAAAAUGGUUAGGGUGGCAUAUAGAUGCUUGAGGAAAAAAUUAAUUAAAAAAAUUAAAACACGAGUUUAAUUUAGUUAAUUCAUACAAAUUUUUUAAACCCGUAAAUCACAACAUUUAUAAUCCAUUUAGUUCUACCUAAACUGAUUCAACAUAAAAACUUUAUUACCAAAAAUAAAUUUCAACAUAGAUCAUGGAUAUUUAUAUCAGAGGCGGGAAGUGUGAAGACGACAAACAUAAAAGAACAAAUGGAACCAAGAUUGGUACAACGAUAAUGGAUAGCUACGCCAUCACUUAUCCAAAAGAGAAACUAAAGAUUUGGGGGGAAUCGAGAUGGUCAAAAGGACCUUUGUGGGAAAGCAGCGAGAGUAGUGGAUGAUUGCGUCUAGAAUUGCUGCAAUGCGUGGGGCUAGUUUUGUCGUUCUUCAUAUUUCUUUCUUCAGAUUCUGCCGUCAUCCAACAUUAGCACCUGGAUACCAAUUGAUUCUAUUUGAACAAGCUUUAAAGUAGCUGCUGCCUUCUUUGAACCAGUCAUACUUGUAGGACUAUCGUUUUGUGUUUUUGCCUCUUUUUUCCCCCAUUUUAGAAAGUUGGGUUAGGUGGAACUCUUUCUUAGAGCCGAAGAAGCAUGCAUGUAUGUGUAUCCAUCGAUAAGUUGAAGUGCUCUAAUUGUAGAGGUCUAUUUAGAGAUGUUUAUGGACCGAUCGAAUUUAUAUAAAAUAUUUAUU